Molecule: messenger RNA, 1260 nt
Organism: Drosophila grimshawi
Lineage: Eukaryota; Metazoa; Arthropoda; Insecta; Diptera; Drosophilidae
Gene: Zip42C.1
Product: zinc transporter ZIP1
Exons: 2
Coding region: 30-1118 (362 amino acids)
Biological process (GO): zinc ion transmembrane transport
Cellular component (GO): plasma membrane
Molecular function (GO): zinc ion transmembrane transporter activity
Source: RefSeq, a predicted model, not a curated record
ACUUGUGGCUGGCAAUCGGUGGUGCAAAGAUGUACGGUAAACAGACACAGCCGGUGGUGGAAAUUAUCCAGGUGCGCGAUAUAACAACAGUGGAUCAGCAUGCGUUGCUUGUUGCCAAAAUUGUGGCCAUGGUGGUGCUGAUUGUGGUGACAGUGAUUUGCGGCAGUUUGCCAUACAUGCUGGAUCGCUGCCUCAAGUGGACCAAAAAGGAUCCGGAGGAGACGCGCGCCUCGACAGUCGUGCGCUGUCUCCUCUACUUUGGCGGUGGUGUACUCGUCUGCACCACGUUUGUCCACAUGCUGCCGGAGGUGAUUGAAGUGGUUGAGCACCUGCAGCAGUGUGGCAUUUUAGCUGCCACACCCUUUGCCCUGCCGGAAAUGCUGCUCUGCACCGGUUUCUUUCUGAUGUAUGCCCUGGAUGAGCUGAUGCAUUCGAUUAUGCAACACCAGCAGCAGAAGUUGAGCCGAAAGGAGUCGCUGGCCAGUGAAGCCUUUGUGCGGGGCCACAGCUUGAGGCACAGUGUUCUCAUAAGCAACACCCCCACACACACAGAGGAAGUAGCAAAAUCUACGCUAGAGGAUCAGGUGCCAAAACAUUGUGAGUCUGGGCACAGCCACCUGCCGGUGGAUGCCAACGGUGGUGACUCCUCGAUGCGGGGCUUAGGCAUUAUAUUGGCACUGUCGCUGCACGAACUGUUUGAGGGCAUGGCCAUUGGACUGGAGGGCAGCGUUGGCACUGUUUGGUUUAUGUUCGCAGCCGUCGCCGCUCAUAAAUUGGUGCUGGCCUUUUGCGUGGGCAUGGAGCUGUUGGUGGCUCGCACACGAACCACUCUGGCCAUUAUCUAUCUAAUAACGUUCUCGAUUGUCACGCCCAUUGGCAUCGGUGUGGGCAUUGGAAUUAGCCAGCAGGCGAAUGCGAAUCAGCCGAGUGUUCCCUCGGGAAUACUGCAGGGCAUUGCCUCGGGCACGUUGCUCUAUGUGGUUUACUUUGAGAUCCUGACACAGAAUCAUGCUGGCUGGCGUGCCUAUCUUGCUGCACUGAUUGGCUUUGCCUUAAUGUUUGGACUGCAAAUACUAUCUGACGAAGCGGAAGGUGCUGAUAGCGAUUCCUGUUCCUAGCGUGUGCCUUACUAUGGAUAUAAAUAGUGUAAUAAAUUUUUAAAUAAUAAUAGUAAUAUUCACGUUAUCUAUUUAGACAAACGACCAUUGUCAAAUGUGAAUGAAGUGCCAUAAAAUAAAAAACCAUACAGUCUCAAAUUAA